Messenger RNA from Ectocarpus sp. CCAP 1310/34, 7928 nucleotides. Lineage: Eukaryota; Phaeophyceae; Ectocarpales; Ectocarpaceae. The record is from the annotation of a GenBank genome assembly.
AUGGCUUCGGCUUCUCCCACCGUUUCGGCGGCUCCGGGUGGCCUCGUCAACCACGCGGAAGCACAGGGACCUUCGGGACAGCCCCAGGCCCGCCACGGUGGCUCGAGUACGCUUGUACCCACUGCGUCCCCUCCCGACCCCUCGCGACGUUCCUCUACGGAGCACCAACGUCGCAUGGUGCUGACUGCACCACCGUUGCCGAGUAACGAUUUCCCAAAACCUAAAGGUUCGUGUUCUUUGUCACGAAAUAGUGGUCCCGAGCCUCCCGCGGCCGCUGGUCAUGCUGGUCGAGCGCCCGCGAUGAAGGCCGCUUUUAAUGAACAGGCCUACGCCGACGUUUUGCGCGAAAACGCCCGCGUAGACCGCUUGGUUUCGCACGCUUCUGCGGCUGGACCACCACUUUUGCCUGCCUCUCCUCGUAACUCACAAUCCGGCCCGCCUUCGGGUAGCACCCAGAUUGUCCUGCCGGUUGCCGGUGACAUUUCCCUUGAUGAUAUGUAUUCAGGGAAGGUAAGCGCACCCGCGCGGCAGACCCCUGUUUUUGAUGGAAGUCAGGAAUAUUACAACGAUGAGUUCAUGAUGGCGGAGAAAGCCCGCAUUUUCGGCGAUGAUGCCGCAUUGCCAAAAUCAUGGCCACCUCCGACUCCAGGGAACACAAGUCCCUUAGUCGGAAGACAGAUAGCGGAGGCUAGCCCUUAUGACGGAUUGUGGGUUGACUUACACGACUCGGGUUGGACCCCGGAAGCCAUCAACAGCCUGGCGGAUGUGCCGUGUGACUUUUGGGAUGUGUUUUCGCGGUCACCGUCCGAUUUCGGUUGCUGUUCCGUGAAACCGUUUCGUUUGGAAGUGCCCGCGGACGCGAAACCGUUAGCCUCGCGUCCCUAUAGGCUCAACCCUCUGGUGGAGAAGAAGGUCGAUGCAAUUCUCGAUCAAUACCUUGCUGCCGGUCUUAUCCAGCACUCGCAAUCGCCGUGGGCGAGCCCUCUGGUUGUCAUGCCUAAAAAGGACGUCAAUCUGCGUUUGACCGUGAACUACAAAAAACUAAACAAAUUGUGCAGCCUUGGCCAACAACCGCAGCCGCGUGUUGACCACAUCAUCGAUUCCCUGCACAAGGGCAAAGUGUUUUCCGUUUUUGAUCUAAACUCCGCUUUCCACCAGAUCACAGUCGAGGAGGACACGGUUCAGCUUACGGCGUUUUGCACGCCCACACAACUUUUCGAGUGGCUCCGUAUGCCUCAGGGAAGCUCCGUUGCACCGUCAUGGUUCACUAUGGUCAUCAACGAAGUGGUUAAAGGUCUGGACCAUGUGCUUGCGUACCUAGACGAUGUGAUUGUGUUUGACGCCGACCCCGUCCAUCAUGUCGCCAACACGGUUAUUUUUGGAGCGUUUGCGCAAGCGGCUGUAUAUUUUGGCCACACCAUCUCCCCUGCGGGUGUUAGUCUUCGUGCCGAUAAGGCCGAAGCCCUCAUAAAAAUGCCGCUGCCUAAUAACGUCAAGCAGCUGCGUUCUUUGCUGGGUGUGCUUUCGUAUUACCCCAAAUUCAUGACGGGUUUGGCCGUGCGCGUGAAACUACUCACCGACCUUUUGCGUAAGGACGCGAAGUUUUGUUAUACGCCGGCUAUGGCGGACACUGUCAAAGAACUCUUGGCGAAACUGUCCGAACCUCCGGCCGAUGGUUCCGUUCGCCCAAUUCUGUUCGUUAGCCGUGCUACGCUCGAAUCCGAGCGCAAUUGGACCGUGCUCGACUUGGAGGCUGGAAGUAUCGUGUGGGCAAUCAAACGCCUGCGCGGCUACUUUUGGUCUACGCACUUUCCGAUUUAUUCGGACCACAAGGCUUUGGAAAGCAUCGACAAGGUGGGUGAACACAACGCCCGCGUUCAACGUUGGCUCGAGUUUCUUGUCUCGUUCAAUUACACCCUUGUCUACCGCAAAGGCACUGCCAAAGCCAAGGCGGGUUUUCUUUCCCGGUUGCCCUUGCCGGCAACCGAAGCGGAUAGACACUGUGACACCAGUAUCGCAGUCGAUGACGUUGCGGGCGGAACGGCCAACAUUUUCGUCAACCGCUACAUGACGUUGUGGGGUUGUCCGGUGACUUUUCUUUCGGAUAACGGCAUGCAAAUUUGUUCCGAGCUGUCCAUGGCUAUUUACGAGCUGAUGAACAUCAGGAAAGUCACCACCAAUUCGUACCACCCCCAAACUAACGGUGGGGCGGAGCGUGUUAACCACACCAUGGCUCAAAGGCUUGCUGUUGUGACUGAGCGUCAGGACGAUUGGGGCGUCCAUCUUCCCCAUGUAGAGUUUGCAUUCAAAAACUCGGUGAACACCGCCACAGGCUUGGCGUCGAAUGAAGUGCAUAUUGGACGGUUGCCCCGUCUCCCGCUUUCUGUUUUGGACCACCCUAGCGUGGGUGGCCAUCAAACAACUUUCCCAUCUCAACGUGGUCGUGGACAAGCGUGUCAACCACAGUACCUUCAUCUAUCUUUAGGAGCAAGCUACCGCCUACGGCAUCACUCCUUGAAACUUGGCGUCAGCUGGCAUUACACGGACACCAUGUCCAGCGGCAAUGUGGAACUCCUCGGCGACAAUGUGGAAAUCCUGGAUUACGAACCCGAGGGCGAGGCUCCCACCGCAGAGCAGUUUCCAGCGGCGGGUGCAGAAGACGAGAGCCCCCCCAUGUCCAUGGUGUUCACCGUCGAUGAUUUGCUGGACAACAUCGCCACAGCAGAUCCGGCGGAACUGGAGCGGGCCUACAACACCGGACGUGUCUCGCUGGAGGAUAUUGUAGAAGCGGCCCAUCUGUCGUCCGAUUCCCCCUUUUUCGUUCCUCCUUUCUCGCUCCCGCCGGACGACAAAUUAAUCCUCUUGCCCCACGACGAGUUUAUGGCGUACCAAAGGUUGAACGAGAUGUGGUGCGAUGGUCUUGCCGGGAAUAUAGCAGAGGCGGACGCGCGAGAGCAGGCGAAGCGCGAGGACGCGGAGCGCUUGGCGGAGCGUGAGGCUGCUCUGGCUGCUGCGGCGAGGAAGCAGGAGGAGGAGCGUGAGGCUGUUCGGGCUGCUGCGGCGAGCAAGCAGGAGGAGAAACGUGAGGCUGCUCUGGCUGCUGCGGCGAGGAAGCAGGAGGAGGAGCGUGCGACUGUUCUGGCGGAGCGUGAGGCGAAUCUCCAAGCGGCUACGGCGAAGCAGGGGGCGCUCCGAUCGCGGCUGAAGGAGCUGGAGCCGCGCCACCAGGACCCGCGAGCAGCCCCCCACCCCCCUCGCCGUGUUAUCGUCCCCUCCCCCCACGCAAUCCCAGGUGCCCCUUGGUUCCCAUCGUACCACCUUGCCGCACGAGAAGGAGCGGGAGGUGGCGGCCUCUCCGACGAACGAGAAGGAACGGGAGAGGAUAGCGACUCCGGAGUUUUCGGUGGCUUUGGGUCUUCCGGCCGGUGCGUAAGACGGAGCAUCUUUUGCGGCGGCAACCACGGUGUACGAAUUCCACGUUGGAGAUACAGCGUUCCUGUCCCGCCCGCUGGAGAUGCCUGCAGAAGAUGUCUUUGUUCGACGAUGAGGACAAAUUGGCAGUUCUUUUUGCAUGGGCUGGCAUCAAACAACUUGUCAUUUCACGCCCUGCGCAUGGUUCUGGAGAGGACAAGGACUACUGUUGGUCGGCGGCUCCUGUGUCCAAGAGCUGGAAGGACCGUUGGGGCGACCGGGAUUCGACGGCCAAGAGCGGGACGGACGACCACCGCCGCUCCACCCAGUCUUCACGAGGGCGCGGCGUCGGAGAUAACAGGCGAGGGCGAGGGCGAACCGUGGGGAACCAGCCUACCAGGUCUUCGCCGGCGAGUCGCCAUCGCCGGAGCAGGAGUCGGAGCGCAGAACGUCAACAGCGCAUCAAUCCUUCGUCUAGGCGUGGGCGCAGCCGGAGCGGAGACCGUCGUGGGAGAAACACGCCUCCGUCUUGGCGUAGCCGCAGCCGGAGCCAGAACCAGAGCGGGGGCAACAGCAGGGCGACCAGCACUGACAGCAGUCGCGGCGGAAAAGGGCGACGGAGGUCAGGCCACGGUAGAAAACCAUCUGCGCAAGGAACCGGCAGGGCCCUCGACGUACGCCUUUUUCAUCCAGAAAUUGGCGGCUGCCUGGGACACUCAAGACAAGAGCUCGGGGAUUGAUCGUCUUCGCAGUUUUGGCGUAUCCAACGGCGAGACUUACGGAGAAUACAUUCGUCGCUAUAAGGCUCUGGCCAUGACCGUCAUGGUUUCCCACCACGCGUUCAAGCCUUCGGAUGCGCAAGUGCAGAUAGCUGUUCGAGACUUCAUGUUGAAGCAGUUUCCGGUAGUGUCUGGGCAGGUAUACAAGGAUGAGCAGCUCUCCAUGGAAGCCCCUUUUGGGCGACAUGCUUCGUGUCUGGAUGAUAUGUGGGAUGUGUUGGACAAGCGUGCGUUCGCGUACACGCCGGCGGUGCAUGGAGAUGAUAUCUUUUCGGUACCUCCCACGCAUGCUAGGAGUUCGUCUGCUGUUUCGCGUGCCGGAGCUUCAUCGGCGAUGCGUUCGACGGUGACCCCUUCGUGGAGCCAAGGUUCUUCGGCCGCCGUGAUGAGUGUUGACCCUCUACCUAAUGAUGAUCGGGACCCUUUUCUGUUGCACUACAGCGACUGGCCGUUGCAAGGACACUUCCAAGAGGUGUACAACGUCGCUAGUGAGAUGGCUCUAACCAAGAAUGAUCCGCCAUUGUUCACCCCCUUGGUCUCGGCUGAAGAACGCCGCAACGUGCUUCGACUGUACAAGGGCAAGUGCCUCAACUGCUUAGGAGAAGACCACNCAAGUGUUGACCCUCUACCUAAUGAUGAUCGGGACCCUUUUCUGUUGCACAACAGUGACUGGCCGUUGCAAGGACACUUCCAAGAGGAUUACAACGUCGCUAGUGAGAUGGCUCUAACCAAGAAUGAUCCGCCAUUGUUCACCCCCUUGGUCUCGGCUGAAAAACGCCGCAACGUGCUUCGACUGUACAAGGGCAAGUGCCUCAACUGCUUAGGAGAAGACCACUCCUUCAAAUCCUGCCGCCCGCCGGAUCACGGAGCGUUGCGACUUCGCCCGCUCCUGCCUCGCUUUCUGGGUCCUCCCCGUCGGAGAAGAGGACCCGUCCGCCUGGUCCACCCCCGCCUGUGCCUGGUGCCCGCUCUUUACCCCUUCGCCCUUCACCGGCUCCGCCGUUUGAUGACAAGUGCCGAGUACGCUUCGGAUGACGUCCUUCUGUUCUGGAAACCUCCGCCUGUGUUCUCGCAAUGUACUCCUUCGGCUUUUGACGUACUGGGGAUCCUAAGACACACACACAAGUUUUUGGGUCGAAGUGUGCGUCCUUUCGACUAUGCUGAAUCGGAGCGUCGUCGUGAAGAGAUCGAGCUUACGGGGUCGUACGCCAAAUUUGCCCAAAACCAUGAUAUAAAAUAUUAUCUACUGGAGACGGGUACCCGCCUCCUUGCAGAAGCCAGCCCCUUCGAUCGUGUUUGGGGUAUCGGCAUGUCUGCAUGCUUUCCAGAUGCAGGCCGAUUCUCUUCGUUCGCGUCGUCGACCUCCUCCGUCUCCUCCCGAUGUGCCGCCGAAGUUAGCCCUAGCGCCGGCAGCAGCGCCGGCAGCAUGCCUGGCGGCCUCGUUGGCGACCACCGCUACGACGAACAGCAACAACGCCGGCCACCAGCAACCGGGCAGCGGCAGCGACGUGGUCGACGACGUCUGCUCGCCAACAACGAAGGCGCCGGCCGCGGCCGCGCCGCGCGCAGGACAAAUACGAAGGACGAUUCAAUCUUUAGGGGAGAGGUCUCGCUCUCACGCGCGAGUGUGUUGAAAGGCACGUCAGGCGUGAUGGCGGGGUUGUUGUUGGCGGGGGUUGGGGGGGGGCUUGGAGGGAUCGUCGGCGCGCCGGCCGCGGCGAGGGCUGAGCAUGGGCAGCAGCAGCAGCAAGAUAAGGAAGGGGCGUUUGAGGAGUACGCGUCGCCCGACGGGAGCUUCGCGCUGCGGUAUCCGGUCGGCUUCAAGGGGUUCUCCAAGCCGCUGAAGACGCACAAGGUCGAGGUGAACUUCAAGAGCGAGGAGGUGAAGGGGUACGAGGUUGGCGUGGCGAUCGACCCGGUUAGGAUAGAGUCCCUGGAGACGUUUGGAACUCCUGAGGAAGUAGGCGCGAGGGUGCUCAAGGUGGAGCAGGCAAAGGACGGAACGCUAGACACCAAGCUCUUGGACACUAGCGCGGAAAAGCAGGGGGACUUGUCGCUCUACACCUUGGACUACUUCGUGGAAAACACGAGGGGCUUCAAGCACUUCGUCGCGAAGGUGACCAUCAAGGACAACCUCCUGUACGCUUGCACGGCGCAGGCCAAGGAAAAGGAUUACCCUCAGGUGGAGGCUGAGCUAAAGCACAUUGUCGAGAGCUUCCGGGUCCCGGCGUGACUCGACGCAAAGGUAGCGGCCACNGGGGGGGGGGGGGGGGGGGGGGGGGGGGGGGGGGGGGGGGGGGGGGGGGGUGACGCAGAGCUCUGGUGGCAACGGACAAUAGUCAUUCGGUACAGGGCGAGGGUUAAGAGGCGUUUGUUUUUGCUACGAUAGUUAACCUCGAGGUUUUAGGAGACGGCUAAGGGUGGCGUGGGGCGGGCCAUAGGUGGCGUCAUGUAGAGCAAGAUAUUUUUUCGAGUUUCCAUUCAGCAUCAUGUUGGUCUACAGCAGUAUUUUGGGCGUGUCGCUUGAAAUUGAACCACGGUGCUGCUGUGUGAACCUUAAGACAUCAAGGGGGAGCAGCUCUGGACACCGCUUUAAGGAACGAGACAUGUGUAACAUGGUGCAGUAUCCUGUUGCGACAUUGCAAAGGGUUUAUCCGCAGACCGAGACGUUGGGGGCAUGUGUAUGUAGUACAGGAAGGAGGGAGGCUGCCAUACAGGGGAGAUUUGCUGGUUUUUGUCGCAUGGCGGGGUGGUUCCCAGCGAUGGAUCGUGCACGGUCGUAGAAAAUAUGGCGCCAACGGACCAGAUAGACGACGUUGCACGACUCCCUCGACUUGUUGACUGACAGAGAUCAUGCCUUCUCGGGCAUCAAUUGGAGGUGGGUAGGUCAUGAACGGUUCCCGGUAGGGGGGAGGGGGGGGGGGCUCCCACGGUGAACGUUGUUAGCGGAUGUGCGGGCUUGAUUGCCGAUGCUUCCGGUAUACUGUUCUCGAGUGUUGUGAUUGGCCUGGGGUUGGAGCACAUGAGCAUUUCGCUGUGGAGUAAAAGGGAUAUAUCAGUCUGCAGUCGUGUAUCCCUUGGUUGAAAUGAAACACCAUCGAAACGUGCAUACAUGCCCAUUCUACCAAACCGAUCCAUCCUCAAAUGGUGGAGCCCCGCCUCGGCAGUAGUUCUGCUGUAUGCGCACGGAGGUGUGUACCCGCGGGGAUGAUAUAGGCGCGCAUUUUUUUCCUUUUUUUGUUGGACGCCUUUGUUUGUCAGUAGCCGUCGUAUGUGGGCGGGGAGUACCCAAACACUGACAACGUGCGGAUUGUUUGAUCCCAAAUGACGAUUGCAUGAUGUACCCGAGCUGUAUACUUUUCUUCGAGUAUACUUUUCACGCCGCGAUGGCAGAUAAUGUGACGCUAUUCCCUGUUCCUUUGAUCCCCACCCCCUCGCUCUACUGGUAGUCGCGCGCCCCGAACGACUCCAAACAACGACGAAAACACGCUACGGAGAUACCGCCUCCGUUUCUCUUCCUCUCCCUCCCCCUCCCUCUCGCCAUAUCCGCCGUCGUCUGAACAACUACCUUCCCACCAACUCGUCGCCCGCAAGCAGCCCAACCAUCAUGACGACCACAUGAUGCCACGUGCAACAUCUUCUAUUUGUCAAGCCGCCCGUAACAUGCCAAGCGCAUGGUGGACCACCUGCUGCAUAACGAUUCAAAAAUAUCAAUCCCACCCCUCUACCCCAGCCCCC